Messenger RNA from Megachile rotundata (alfalfa leafcutting bee), 3887 nucleotides. RefSeq names its product Neuroligin 3 (gene Nlg3). Gene Ontology annotation, cellular component: membrane. NCBI's taxonomy places the organism in Eukaryota, Metazoa, Arthropoda, Insecta, Hymenoptera, Megachilidae. The record is from RefSeq and is a predicted model, not a curated record. Gene Ontology annotation, molecular function: neurexin family protein binding.
GUAACAUCGGCUGCUCUGGUUCAUCGAGUUCCGCGGUCGUCGUCCCCUUCCUCCUCCCUUCAUCUGGUCGCGAUCCUCGGGAUCUACGUGGAUCCGGAUCGCGUGAUGCGGCUACCACGUGAGCUGGAUCGCCGCGCGAACCGGGAGUGCAGUGCGUGACGGCGUGGCGGGUGUCGUAUGUGGAUCCGCGUGUGUCGUCGAACCAUUCGCGAGCGGGUACGAGAGCGUCCAGGUGACUGGUGAUCAAGUGACUGGGUCCACCGGGAAGGACCUGGCUAAGUGGGAAGGCCUCGACCCUCAGGAUUUUCGAGAGAUUGAUCGAGUGCAGCCGGGUGAACCGUGAGGAUUUCGCUUCGUGGUGUGACAGUGAUUCGGUGUCGAGUGAUCGGUAGGGAUCGGUGAUCCGCUCCGGGGAUAUGUACAGGUCACGGCUUCCUGUUCGGGUUCGUAACGGUGAAUCGUGUCUGUGCACGAAAACGGACAGGGAAUGUCUGCGAGAAAGCGGAAGGGAGCAAUUUGAAAAACUUUGGUCCAUCUAGAGAGCUCGUGGAGGCAAGCAAUAAAGCGCUCCCAAGCUGGACGCAGCUCCACGACAUCCGGCUGCCUUCCCUCCGAGAUCGAGUCGUAAAGAUGAAGCGAACCGGUAAACGUCGGAACGGUAGCUUUCUCUUGGGCAUCAUUAGGGCGGGCGCUUUUUACUUGUACCGUCACAUCAAGCAUGCCAUUAGAAAUGAGAUCGUCUUUUUGUAACUCGGGUAGAACGGAUGGUUCGAGGAAAUUUACCGAUGUUCGUUCGAACCUGAUGAAGCUAAGGACAAUCUACUGGAACAUUCUACGCUCUAGUGAUUAGUGCUCUCUGACAUCGGGGAUUGGGAGAACGUAUCGGAACUGAAGGAUCUCGCGUAGAAUCCGUACAUCGACGGUUUACCUUCCAAAACGCUGACUCUGGAAUGUCUACCGCGUGUUGACUAGUUCUGGAGGGCCGUCAGCAGGUUUCUCUCGAGCUAGACAAACAGCGCGAAAAGAGCAAACUCCGACGACCCGGUCAGACACGGAACCUCCGAUCCAAGCAUGAGCCAAAGCUGAACCGAUCAGUGUUCGAUCGAGGAAUCCCUUGGAUUAUCCUUAUUCAGCAGCCUCGAAAUCGUCCUGCGACGUGGAUCGUCCACUGAUGCAUCCUGAACGCUCGUCCGGUCCUCGUGGUAACGGGGUGAGCACGAUCGCGUGCGUCCCAGCCCCAGGAGGCGGCUAGAUCCCGAGGGAUGAAAGCGUUCAGCGGGAUCGAGUGAACCACGAGGUGGAGGCGCGGAGACGGGGUUUAAAGGGCGCGAACUAAGAUGACGUCGUCGAUCCUGGCGCUGCUCGGCCUCAUCCUGGCUACCGCCAGCGCCGAGCUCAGCUCGAGGAUCGUCAGGACAAAGUAUGGGGAACUGUCGGGCGUUAUCGUUACCCUCGACCGUCAUCUCGAAGGGGUCGAAGUGUUUCGCGGCGUUCCGUACGCGUCACCGCCGACCGGUUCUUUGCGUUUCAUGCCGCCCGUCAGCGGUGCUUUGUGGCACGGUGUCAAGGUGGCGGACAAGUUUGGCCCUGUUUGCCCACAAAGGCUGCCGAAGCUGACCGACAAGAUGCCGAAGGGAAGAGUCGAGUAUCUCAGGAGACUGCUACCCUAUCUGACGAACCAGAGCGAGGACUGCCUCUACCUUAACAUCUACGCACCGGUUCAAGCCGGCUCGAGGGAUAGCGGAGGAAGAAGGUAUCCAGUGAUCGUUUUCGUCCACGGAGAGAGCUACGAAUGGAGCAGCGGCAACCCCUACGAUGGCAGCGUCCUUGCCAGCUACGGGGGUGUCGUCGUCGUCACCAUAAAUUACAGACUAGGCAUUCUGGGCUUUCUAAACGCCAACACGGAUUCGCACUUACGGUCUCCGGCGAAUUACGGGCUGAUGGAUCAGAUCGCGGCGUUGCACUGGGUGCAGGAGAACAUCGGCUACUUCGGUGGUGAUCCUAGGAACGUGACGUUGAUCGGCCAUGGGACUGGUGCCGCUUGUGUCAACUUCCUGAUGACCAGUCACGCUGUGCCUGAUGGUCUACUAUUUCAUCGCAGUGUUCUAAUGUCUGGCAGUGCGCUUUCUCCAUGGGCACUGGUGAGAGGAGCCGCAAAUUACGCUCUGCAAGUUGCCAAACACCUAAAUUGCUCGUGGGCGGCGGGAAAUUCGCAAGCGUUGCUCAGGUGUCUGCGAGAGGUGCCACUGAACGCCCUGGUGUCGGUGCCGGUGAAGGGGUUGGAGUUCGCCCCUGCGUUCGGUCCCAGCAUAGACGGGGUCGUGAUAGAUCCAGGAGAUCCCGAGGAUCAGGACUUCACCCUGCAGGUCGACACGAUCAAUACGUUAAACAACAUUCUGCUACGGAAGGACGUCGUGGCCAAGCUCUCAAGGUACGAUCUGAUGAUUGGUGUGGUGCGAUCAGAGGCGUAUUUCGCUUUGACGGCAGACGAUGCACAAUAUGGGAUCGAAGCCGACAGGAGGACAAAGAUUCUGAGGGAAUUCGUGCGAAACACCUACACGUAUCAUCAGGCGGAAAUUCUGGCGACGAUAAUUAACGAGUACACGGACUGGGAACGACCCGUGCAACAUCCAGUCAACAUAAAGGACGAAACCUUGGAGGCGUUAGGGGAUGCAAACACGGUGGCGCCAGCAACGAGAACAGCGGACCUACACAGUCAAUCGCAUAAAAACUCUUACCUGUAUGUGUUCGAUUAUCAGACGAAGUUCGGGGACUACCCUCAGAAGCCAGGCUGCAUCCACGGAGAGGAUCUGCCAUAUUUUUUUGGAGCACCCUUAGUAGGAGGUUUGUCUCACUGGCCGAAAAAUUACACCCGAGCGGAAAUAGCACUGUCCGAGAGUGUGAUUCUCUACUUAACGAACUUCGCACGCACCGGGAAUCCAAACGAGGGUACACCGGAUGUCGGACCUCUCAGACCCGAGAGAACGAAGUCGAAGAACAUCGAAUGGAUCGCUUACGAGGCGGUGCACAAGAAAUACCUAAGUAUAGAGCUCAAGUCGAAACUGAAGAACCACUAUAGGGCGCACAGGCUCUCCUUUUGGCUCAACCUGGUGCCUGACCUCCACAAACCUGGAUCCGACGAUGUUCCCAGGUCACAUCAUCUUCUUGACACUGAACAGGUGCCGCCCAGGUUCAUCCAGAGGAUACCAACGACAACCCGGAUGACCACAGCGGAGGUGACGCUGACGGAGCGUCCCCAGAACGCAACAACCGCUAUACCGAGUGAGUUGGCGUUCGAAGACUCCACUGCCCAACCCGAAGACGGCUUCGCGGCUUACUCCACGGCCCUCAGCGUGACGAUAGCGAUAGGCUGCAGUCUCCUGAUCCUAAACGUGCUGAUAUUCGCCGGAGUGUACUACCAGCGCGACAAGAGUAAUCAGCACAACUGUUCGAAGAAGCGGCAGGAGAACGGGCAGAUGCCGAACAACAUCUGCGGCGACCUGGACACGAAGACCGCCGAGAGGCACCACAUACAACACAUUCCCCCACCGGAGUUCGCUGAUCUGCAGAACAACAGUUGUCACGUGCCCAUGCCACCGCCCCCGCCGAAGAACACGAAGCCCGGGAAGCCCGGGCAGAACCUGAUCAUGAGUCCCAACCAGCUUCAGCAGGAGAGCAUGGCGAUGACCGGUACGGGCACCCUGAAGAAGGGGCAUAAUCAUCAGCAGCAGGUGAUGGACGAGCUGAGGGUCUGACUCCACGAGUACCUCGCAGUUGACGCCGGGUCGUGGACCUUCGGUGAAAAACUGGUCAAGGUGCUGCGAAGUGCGUCGUUUUGAUCGUGUACGCGAGGCUGACCUUGAGCCUUUGUCGUGAACUUCUUGGCA